AUGAGGUAUGAGAGAUAUACUGUCUCUCAGUGAUACAGAGGGGUUGUUUGACUAACAAAACAUUCUAAAAGGUUUCACACACAACAUUAAAAGCAUGACAUUUUGUUUUAAUUAUAUAGAUGACAUCCAUAGUAAAGAAAGACUAAAGAAUGUUUCCAACAAAAUGAAGUAGCCUAUGAUGAAGUAACCUAUGUCACUGCCUCAUAUUUCUGGACAGCUGAAAUAAAAACUUUGAACAAACAUUCAAGGCCAUUGUGAAGGCUACAACCUUCUCUGUCUGUUGUAAGGGAUAUUGCAGUUACACAAGCAGGAUGCAGUCCUUACACAUUGCAUUGGAGUAAAAACAAUCUUUGUUUUGUGUGAGGAUGUAGACUUAUCUUUGUAGUUGCUGCCAUAUCAUAGUCACUAGCCAGAGUUGCUGAAAAAUAACACUACUACUUUGACUGCCUGUCUCCUUCCUGCUUAGCCAAUGUUUGCAAUGAUGAUGAAAAAAAAUAACAUUAAAUCGCUAAUUAGACUGUGUGUCUGUGUCUUGCUUGUGUUUGACAUGCUGCCUAGAUAGCUGUUUGUAACACCCCACUUGAGUUUUGCAUUGGGGCAAAAAACUAUCUGCGAGCAUGUACGAACAUGUUGAUCAUGUCUUUUGUGGACAACAUGUAAAUAGCUGCAUGUAGCCUAACUCCUCUCCUGAAAAAUUAACAUGAAAUCAUGCUUAUAAGCCUACUGAGGCAUGGAAUGCAAUAGUUUGAACAUGUUGACCAUCUCCUUUGUGUGUGCACAUGUUGUGUGUAGGCUACAUCAGACAAAGGUGUUCAUUACAUUUACAUUACAUUUUAGUCAUUUUGCAGACGCUCUUAUCCAGAGCAACUUACAGUUAGUGAAUACAUUAUUUUUUUAUACUGGCCCCCCGUGGGAAUCGAACCCACAACCCUGGCGUUGCAAACACCAUGCUCUAUCAACUGAGCUAAUCCCUGCCGGCCAUUCCCUCCCCUACCCUGGACAAAGUGUGCGCCGCCCAUGAGUCUCCCGGUCACGACAAAGCCUGGAUUCGAACCAGGAUCUCUAGUGGCACAGUUAGCACUGCGAUGCAGUGCCUUAGACCACUGCGCCACUCAGGAGCAGACAUUUUGGUCAGCGAAUUCAUCACAGAUCAAAGCGGCAAUGGAGCAAUGAGAAGCAACUACAUAGGCAGUGGAGUGGGCAGCAGCCCUAGAAUUAGGAAUAAAAUACCAGAAUGGGCAUGAACCUUCUUAUGAUGGUCUAAAAGGUCUGCCAUUUUGGUCAGGGAAUUGGUCAACCAUUGUUUCCUAGUGCUGUGAUAAGAUAUUGUGUAAAAUAAUGAAUUAUCUGCACUGUAUGUUUGUUAACAAGCUAUCCAGACAGUUUAAGAGGAAUGAUUCCAUUAAUGUUUCAAAUUAACUGCCAAUAUGCCAACAUUCCAUUCAAACAAUGCAGUCAAUCCAUAGCCAUACAAUGGCUGAAAUCAGUUGAUGAUCAGACUUAGACAAGUUGUAAAAUCAACAAGUACUGAUAUUGUAUCAUACAAUAGCACUCACAGUUUACCAAGAAAACAAAUCAUUUAGACAUUUAUGGUCUGUUUGCAUACUUUUUUAGAGGCUAUUUAUACAGAACAUUUGUACAAAACCCGCAUAAACUGUAUUUAUAAUUAUAUGACAAUAUUUUAGGUUGACAGUAAUUCUAUUACACAAUUUCUGAUAUAUCACACAUCUAACUUUUAUUUUCCUGCUUAAGUAAAAUCUGGAUUAUGCCUCUAAUGCCAUAUAUUCAUAUUAGACUGGUUUGGAUUUGUCGGUUUACAGAAAAUCCGCAAACAGACAGUGAGAUCUGCUGCCAUAAUAUUGGGCCAUUCAACACAACACACACCUGUCUUACGUAAACAUACUGUUUAAAGUCAAUAGUCAUCUGAUAUGGCCUGCUCUUUAGUGAGACAAUAAUGACCUCUGUUUACCUGGAGAAAAUAUUACCUGGAGCUUUGACUAGUGUUGUGUAAUAAGUGCCUCUAAGGAUUCAGUCAAACAUGAACUAACCUAUUUGACAUACAGUAAUUAUCCUCUUACACAACACUAAAGUAGUGGUGUAUUAUGAAACCUAGGACUUUGGUACAUCUACACUCUAAAAAAUGCUGGGUUAAAAACAACCCAGCGCUGGGUAAAUAGUGGACAGAACACACGUAGGGUUAUUUUGACCCAGCCAGUUGGGUCACUUAGUUGGGUGGUUUUCUUUGAAAACUGGAGGCGUAGCUUAGUACUGACUUGGCUUUCAGAUAGUCAUUUUUGGCCACCCGUGAGAGUAAAUGUUGUUCCUGUUCAUCAUGUUAAGUUUGUGCACUGCAAAUGUUUAAUGUUCUUCAAUAUGUUUUGCACAUUACAUAUGUGAAUAUCAAUUUUCUAACAUUAUUAUUUAAAUAUUAUUACAAAGUGGUAACUCUCCCAACAUUGGGAUAUGCAUAGGCACUUGAGGAACUCACACUCUUGUAUAAGCCUCAUAAAAGCCACAAAAGUGUCAGUGCUCAACCUUAUUAGUGAUGACAAUACAACGGAACAUGAACCAGAAUGAUAUGACCCGGUGGGUCAUAGCUCAAUAACCCAGCAUCAAUAACCCAACAACCCAACUAAGUGUUCUGUCCAAUAUUUACCCAAAUUGGUUUGCUUUUAACCCAGCAUUCUUUUGAGUGUACUACCUACAGGUUUCCAUUAUUAGCACCAUAUGUUAGCCUUUCCCACUACAGAUGCUCUCCAAGGUCUCGUUAACUGGUGAUGAUGAGCCAUACGUUUUCAUCAUAUCUUUUUGACUUUACUGUGAUUCUGAGAUUUUUUGUGUUUGUCAGUGAUAAUGAUAGUAAUCUUGUGUAUGACUCAACACCUUAACUCUCCACCACCUCCUCCUCCUUGUGCUCCUAAUCACCCCUCCUCUUCCUCCUGCUCCUCCUCCUCCCUUCCAGAACCAUGGUGUGCCAUAAGGAGUUCCAGACUGCAGGAAAGGGGCCUGGUCUUCAGGUAUGGCGUGUGGAGAAGAUGGAUCUGAAGCCGGUUCCUAAACAGCUCUAUGGGAACUUCUUCACUGGAGACUGCUACGUUCUGCUCUACACCACCGCCGCCCCCUCAUACUACAUCCACAUGUGGCUGGGUGAGCGAUAGAGCUGGUUACCCCACUGAUAUAGCCUACCACCAGGGUCUCUCGGGCUGAGCCUUUAACCGCUAUCCUAUACAUGCAGGACAUGCCCAUAUAAAUGAUUAGCAUUAUCAAAAGAUACAUGCCAGUUCACCUGUCAUAUCUAUUUCAUAAAUUGACUGAAUGGUUCCUCCCUUGUAUGUUUUGUAUGCUCCAGGGUGAAGAUUCCCCUAGGUACACAUCUAGGUUCAGCAAUCCUAACCUUAAUCAUUAGUAGGAAAAAUGCUAAACUGACCCAAGAACACCGCCUAAGGGGGAACUUCACCCUACAUUGUUCUGAAUGUUCUAUGGCCUUUCCCAUUGGUCUUCUUCCUCAAUUCCCCUAAUCUCUGUCUCUAUUGGCUGACACCACAGGAAGUGAGAGUUCUCAGGAUGAGAAUGGUGCGGCGGCCAUCUUUAGCACCCAACUGGAUGAUUUCCUGGGCGGAGGCCCGGUCCAAUUCAGAGAGGUCCAGAACAAUGAGUCUCUCACCUUCCUGGGUUACUUCAAGUCUGGCAUCAAGUACAAGGUGAGGUAUUACUGAAAACUGUAUCUCAGAGAAGCAGUUGGGCAUAUCAGUGUAGAUCAGGUCGCCAACAUAAUAGAGGUGUUUAACUUCAAGGGUCUUUCAUGGUUAAAUAAAGAUAUAGUACUGUACAUCAUUUAAAAAAUGACUGAAGGUCUUGCUAUAUCUCUCAUGACAAACCCAGUAUAGCCUCUGUUUUCCUUUCCAGCACUUAGAAGCUUACUCUGUUAUUAUACAGCCCACUACUAUACUUAUCUGUGGAGGUCAAUGACAUUGAAACCAAAUGCAUUGAAGUGAAGGUACAGAAUGUGUGUGGGUGUUGCAUUAUUAGGUUAAGUAUUGAUAACCAACUAUUGAUAACCAAGUAGAUUCCAAUUUGAACUUGGUGACUAAUGAGACUGAAGUUCAGACCUAUUGAUUACCAGGGUCCUACUAAAGGGUGGUCAAAUGUGUAGUAAUCAAUAUUCUAGUGAGGACCACCCCAACAGCAACACCCCCAUUAAAGUGUUGAAAUACUAAUGAGUCACGACACAUGUUGCCAAAAAGCUAACUGUGCUAUUUAAAGGACUGUAUCUUUAAGCUUUAGCUUCUACAGUGGUUAAAGUUUUCCAUAGAAGGUUGCCAUGGAGAGUUUGAAAUGGAAGACACAUCUGGGUCUUAUUCCAGAAAGCCAAAUGGCUGCAUGUCUGGCAAGAUUUUAUAUUGGCUUCUGGAUUGGAAAGCAGAGGAAGGAAGCCUUGGAAGUAAAUGUUUACUUACUACUCUGGACAAAGUUACUCACAAUGAACUUUGAAGUUGGAGUUUGUAACAUAUGUAAUGUACACUGAGUAUACAAAACACAAGGAGAAUUCCACCCCAAAACUACCUUUUGGUAUUUGUUUCAUUAGUUAAUUGUUGACAUAGUCCCAAAUUGUUUUGCUUCUCAGCAAUCAAGUUUUCAAGAUAUGCAACUUUCAAAACACAGAAAUCAUCCCUGUAUGAUGCAUUUUGCAUCAUAUGAUUCAAAACGAAGCAUCAUUGAUGCAAAAUGGAUCAUACGGGGAUGAUUUCUGUAUUUUGAAAGUUAUACAGUGGCUUGCGAAAGUAUUCACCUGGUACGUGAGUUUUGGUGGGCGGCCCUCUCUAGGCAGGUUUGUUGUGGUGCCAUAUUCUUUCAAUUUUUUAAAUAAUGGAUUUAAUGGUGGGAUGUUCAAAGUUUCUGAUAUUUUUUUAUAACCCAACCCUGAUCUGUAAUUGGUUUCACCAGAUCUUAUUUAGGGGCUUCAUAGCAAAGGGGGUGAAUGCAUUCGCACGCACCCCUUUUCAGUUAUUUAUUUUUUAGAAUUUUUGAAACAAGUUAUUUUUUCAUUUCACUUCACCAAUUUGGACUAUUUUGUGUAUGUCCAUUAAAUGAAAUACAAAUAAAAAUCAAUUGAAAUUACAGGUUGUAAUGCAACAAAAUAGGAAAAACGCCAAGGGGGGUGAAUACUUUUGCAAGGCACUGUAUAUCUUGAAAACGUGAUCGCUGACAAGCAAAACAUUUCCAUGACAUAGAUAGACUGGCCAGGUGAAUCCAGGUGAAAGCAAUGAUCUCUUAUUGAUGUAACUUGUGAAAUCCACUCCAAUCAGUGUAGAUGAAGGGGAGGAGACAAGUUAAAGAAGGAUUUUUAAGCCUUGAGACAAUUGAGACAUGGAUUGUGUAUGUGCGCCAUUCAUAGGGUGAAUGGGCAAGACAAAAGAUUUAAGUGCCUUUGAAUGGGGUAUGGUAGUAGGUGCCAGGGGCACCGGUUUGUGUCAAGAACUGUUACGCUGCUGGGUUUUUCACGCUCAACAGUUUCCCGUGUGUAUCAAGAAUGGUCCACCACCCAAAGGACAUCCAGCCAACUUCACACAAUUGUGGGAAGCAUUGGAGUCAACAUGUGCCAGCAUCACUGUGGAACGCUUUCGACACCAUGUAGAGUCCAUGCCACGACUAAUUGAGGCUGUUCUCAGUGUACAGUAUAUACAAACUUCUUAAAAACUGUGCAUAAACUAUGUAUUAUUGUUAGCUUCGUUAACCUGACACAUUAUUUCCAUUCUCUGUCCCUCAGCAAGGUGGAGUGGCCUCUGGCUUCCAGCACGUGGUGACCAACGACAUGAACGUCAAGCGUCUGCUGCACGUCAAGGGCCGCAGGGUCAUCAGAGCCACGGAGGUGGACAUGUCCUGGUCCAGCUUUAACAGUGGGGACUGCUUCAUCAUCGACCUGGGAAAAGUGAGCUGGGAUAGGGUAUCAGUGACUUAGCUCAACGAUGAAAUGAGAAGUUAAGGAGAUAAGCCUCCUCAACCAGACCCACAUGCAUUGAACUUAGCUGAUGCAACAUAGGGGGAUUGUCACAUAGGCCGAAGAACAAUGAUCCCACACACACAAUGUUUGCUUAUGUGUAAUGGGAGAGAUGGGAGGGAUGGGAGGGAUGGCGGCUCCAAAGAAGGAGAGGGCAGUAAAAUACCCCAGAUGUUAUUUUGUGGAGCAUACAUGAGCAUGCAUAAGUAGUUAUAUCCAGAGGCAAGACUCUUCUCCCUUACCCUAAGUCUGAGUCACGGCCAUUAAGACAACUUUUGUUUCUAUUCUCAGGAUAUCUUCCAGUGGUGUGGCAGUGAGAGCAACCGCUUUGAGCGUCUGAAGGCAUCCGAGGUGGCCAUCGAUGUCCGUGACAACGAGAGGAAUGGCCGUGCCAAGCUGCAAAUUGUUGAGGAGGGAGGAGAGCCAGAGGCUAUCAUCGAAGUGAGACACUUGCAUUUUUACAUUUUAGUCAUUUAACAGACUCUCUUAUCCAGACAGACACACACACACACACACGAUCGAGGAGGGAGGAGAGCCUCUGGCUGAAUCCCAAAUCACCCCCUUUCCCUUCCCCUUCCCCUUCCCCUCACCCCUUCCCCUUCCCCUCACCCCUCGACCCUCUGCGCGUUCAUGCGCGCCUCCGCCAUUUGCAUAAGUGUCCCAAAGCUGAGGGAGUGAAGAUGAUCGAGGGUGUAGGGGCCAAUUAGACCUUCAGAUAGUCACUUCAACCGAGCCAGCAAGGCUGCAGGCUUCAGAGCGAAGUGCUAUCCCGACACGCACUGCGAUAUGUUUGGAGUCUGCGCAAUUUCAUAAAAUAAUGGAGAGUCAUUCUUAAUUAUAUGUCGUGUGCAUUUGUUAAUGUCUGAUUUCGAGACCUGAUACAUGUAACAGAUGAAAUACCUCCCAAAUUAAAUGUUUAACUGUUACUGAGGUUUAUAUCUUGUAAAACAACAGGGGGGAUUCGUUAAUUUGAAUUUCAUGCUUGUUUUAUUGUUUAAAAGUGGAACAUGAAUUGCAUCAUUCAAGUAAGGAGUGUGUCCCGAAGGUGAUGGGUUUAUUGAACCCAUCACCACUCUCUGGAGGUCACACUAUGAGUUUCGUCAGCAACACGUGACGACGGAGGGCCCUCCGAGCGAGUUGGUUGGAGCGAGGGGAUGGUUUGGGAUUCACAGACAGGAUGUCAUCGAUGUGAGUCACCUUCACCAGCACUUCCUGUCCCUGUAAAACAAGAAGGGAAUAUGGGAGUGGGGGUUACUGGCAUCUGGCAUUAUUAUGCCCUUUUAGCACACUAAGACAUUGCAGUGUGACCUUGAAUCAUUUUAGCUGUCCUCUAUUUUGUCUCAUCUAAUGCAUUUAAAGGGUAAGGGGUUGUUCCUGGUCUUGCACGGUGGUCACAAACUCUAUACAACGGUUUUUAUGCAAUUGUGGAACCUUAGAUGAGUGCAAUGGGACAUCUUAGGCAGAGCUGAUAAACUUGGCUAUAACUUAUAUCUCCUUAUUCACGGUAUUAACAAUUGAUGUGUUUGUGUUUAUGUUUAGGCUCUGGGGCCCAAACCCAACAUCCCUGCAGGAAGCCCUGAUGACGAGACUGUUGAUAGAUCCAACAAGAAGGGAGCUCUCUACAUGGUAAAGACUUGCAGCCCUGUGCUGCUCCCAGUCUGUCGUGUGUGCAUGUUUUGUGGUGGCGCUGUGUACUGUGACAACACAAUGGUCCAUUUCAGUUGUCUCUGUAAAAUGUGGAUGAAUAAAGAUGUAUUGUAUUGGGUUGUAGAUCUCUGAUGCGGCAGGCUCCAUGAAGGUGUCAGUGGUGGCCCAGACCAACCCCUUCAAACAAGAGAUGCUCUCCCCCAGCGAGUGUUAUAUUCUGGACAAUGGAGGAGACAGCAAGAUCUUUGUUUGGAAAGGACCUAGUGCCACCACAGCUGAGCGCAAGUCUGCCAUGAAUGCUGCAGAACAGUUCAUCAAGGAGAAGAAUUACCCCAAGCACACCCAGGUAACGUUACAGCAAACAUGUCUUCAUACUGCUGCCGUGCAUACGUAUGGCAAAGUUAUGCACCAUGACAGCAACCUUUCUACCCUACUGCUGCUGAAUUGUGCAAAAGUCAUACACUACAACAACAACCUUUCCACAUCCCAUCACCACCCACUCAGCUCUGUGUAUUGACCAAGUCCUUUGGAUCGACUGCUAUCAUGUACCUGUACAGAUAUGUGGGUUAAAUGAUUUAAGUCCUUUGGUGUCUUCUUCUGUCCUGUACAGGUCCAGGUGUUGCCAUGUGGAGGAGAGACUACCCUGUUUAAGCAGUUCUUCUGUAACUGGAAGGACAAGGACCAGACCACGGGCCCAGGCCAGGCCUACAGUGUGGGACGUAUUGCCAGGGUGGCGCAGGUCCCCUUCGACUCCUCCGCCCUACACACCAACAAGACCAUGGCAGCCCAGCACGGCAUGGUGGAUGACGGAUCCGGGAAGGUUCAGGUACUGCGGAAAGAAUCUAGUGAUGAGAUACAGUAUGAUGAUCUAAUUCUACUACUCCUGGUGGUGUGAGAAUAGUUUUCUUGUUUUGUUUAAAGGAGUGAACAGACUAUCUCAAAUUGUCUUUCCACAAAUCCUUUCAUCCUAUCUCCUCUCCUACUUCUGAACCGUAUUGGAGGAGAACAGCCAAGGUCCAUUCCCCUCAGACCUUCUUCUCCAAUGAGCCAUAUAGAGAAUAACAGACCGAGGGAGAAUGUGUUACAAGGAAGUAGGCAAACUUGUGCAUGUGUGCUGGAGGCUGCGGUCCUAACCACUAGAUCACCCAGCCCAUGUGUGCUGGAGGCUGCGGUCCUAACCACUAGAUCACCCAGCCCAUGUGUGCUGGAGGCUGCGGUCCUAACCACUAGAUCACCCAGCCCAUGUGUGCUGGAGGCUGCGGUCCUAACCACUAGAUCACCCAGCCCAUGUGGGACUUGUUUUUCAUGUACCACACACUGAGAGUUACACCUUGGUAACUAAAGGUGAUGCUUUUCCUCCUCAGGUGUGGCGUGUGGAGGGUGGUGACCAGGUGCCAGUUGACCCUUCCAGCUAUGGCCAGUUCUAUGGAGGUGACUGCUACCUGGUCCUGUACAGCUACCGCCUGGGAAGCAGGGAGCAGCAUAUCAUCUACACCUGGUGAGUGUUGUUCACCUUGUCGCCACAAGAGACAGCCAUCAUCAGACUGGAGCUAUACACUGAGUAUACCAAACAUGGAGAACACCUUCCUAAUACUGAGUUGAGCCCUUUUGCCCUCAGAACAGCCUCAAUUCGUCGGGGCAUGGACUCUACAAGGUGUCAAAAGCGUUCCACAGGGAUGCUGGCCCAUGUUGACUCCAAUGCUUCCCUAAGUUGUGUCAAGUUGGCUGGAUGUCCUUUGGGUGGUGGACCAUUCUUGAUGCACAGGGGAAACUGUUGAGCGUGAAAAACCCAGCAGCAUUGCAGUUCUUGACACAAACCGGUGCACCUGGCACCUACUACCAUACCCAGUUCAAAGGCACUUAAAUCUUAAAUCAAUGGCACAUAUACACAAUCCAUGUCUUCUUUAACCUGUCUCCUCCCCUUCAUCUACACUGAUUAAAGUGACAUCAAUAAGGGAUCAUAGCUUUCACCUGGUCAGUUAUGUAAUGGAAAGAGCAGGUGUUCUUAAUGUUUUGUAUACUCAGUGUAACUCUACAGGAGCACAUUAAGUCUAUGUUAUCCCAUACCCAUAACAGUGAUUGAUUGAUUUAUAUAUUGAUUGAUUGAUGUCUUCAGGCAGGGGCAGAAGUGUACUCAGGAUGAGCUGGCUGCUUCUGCCUUCCUGACGGUCAGGCUGGACGACUCCAUGGGAGGCUCACCUGUCCAGGUAACACUUACUGUACAAAGACAAUCCAACAACAAUUGUACCCUAUUCAGAUAAAUCUGAUUUAAACACAACUCACAUGUCUUUCAAACACUCAGAGAAGUGUCCUCUUGUCUUUGUUUUUUGGAAGUGUGAUUUAUUUAUUUAACCUUAGCCAGGUAAGUCAUUGAGAACAAAAUCUAUUUUACAAUAACAACCUGGCUGUGAAAGCCUGUGCUAUAAUGGAUGUGUUGAAGUGUCUCCUCUUCUCCUCUCUCCUCCAGGUGCGUGUGACUCAGGGCAAGGAGCCGGCCCACCUGAUGAGUCUGUUCAAGGGGAAACCCAUGGUGAUCCACCUGGGCGGAACAUCCCGUAAGGGGGGCCAGAGCAAGAUGGGCUCCACACGCCUAUUCCACAUCCGCCAGAGCUCCACCAAGGCUACACGGGCUGUAGAGGUCAGUCAGUCACACAACAUACACAUAUACACAUACAGUGCACACCCACUGUAUGCCUACGUAGGUUUAAGUGAUCACACAACAUACACAAAGUACAGUACUAACCACUGUUUUAAUGACUGAUCAUGAUCACAUAAAUGAGGGCAGAAGUUGUGAAUUUACAUAAGGAAUACAAGAUCUACAGUAUCUCAGGAGUAAUGUAGGAUAUAAGUACCACAUCACCUCCCCCCCCUUCUCCAAUCCUCUCCUCAGGUGGAGCCCUCUGCUGCGUUCCUGAACACCAAUGAUGUGUUUGUGCUGAAGUCCCCUGACACUGUGUUCCUGUGGAGGGGAGUGGGGGCCUCUGAGGAGGAGCUGGCUGCAGCCCAGUACGUCACCUCUUUCCUGGGAGGAGGACGUGCCACUGAGGUGUCAGAGGGCAAGGAGCCUGGUGGGUGUUGUAGUUUUACACCUGGUGACUGUCAUAACAUAACGUGAUGAUAGGAUUUUCUCUUUUAAAUACUUUUAUUGUAGCACUUUUAUUAGCAGAUAUUACAUUUGAACAAUCAUUACAAAAUGAUGUACUAUAAUUUAUUAUUGUGUUUUUCUAAUGUUUCUUCAUUUGCAUUGAAUGAAACUUUUCUCCAUACUGGUAUGAUGAGUGUUUUUGAUGUACCAUAUUGUAUUGUUCUGCUCUCUUCCCCAGCUGGGUUCUGGUCUGCUCUGGGAGGGAAGAAGGAGUACCAGACCUCCAAGAAUCUGCAGAAGAUGGUCAAGCCACCACGCCUGUUUGGCUGCUCUAACAAGACUGGCAGGCUCAUAGUGAGUAGAGGAAGGCUUUCUCUUAGUGAAGGGAUGGAGGAAUGGACUAUUUGGUUGUGAAGGUUGGAGCCAUCGAAGGAUACUUUGUAUUGACCUCUCUCUCUCUCUCUCAGGCUGAAGAGGUGCCUGGAGAUUUCAACCAGUCAGAUUUGGCAACCGAUGAUGUCAUGAUUCUGGACACUUGGGAUCAGGUAAGGUCUUGGCAUGAUGUGAAAGACCAUUAUAAAACCAUUAUACAGUAUUAUCCACAUGAUCCCAGUGGCUCUGAUACAACUGAAGUCCUGCCAUGAGUUUUUAGAGGUAGUGGUCCAAUCCUCCAAUCCCUCUUCACAUCCUGCUUUUAUUGUUUCCUGUAUAAUCUUUUGAGGGUGUAGGAUUGAUCCCAUAGAAAUAAAAUGACAUACUUCCUGAUGUAUAUAAACCCUGGAUUGCUGGUGCUAUGUAUUGGCCAAUGAGAGGUUUUGAAGCCACCGGUCAGCCAUAUUGGCACUCUGCAGAAAAUUCAUCCAUAGGAAUGAAUGGAAUUCUACAGUAUUUCAAUUCAAUAUUUAAAGGACAAAAUUACAUGUAUUUAAGUAUGUUUUUGUUGUAGUGGGAACAGUAACAUAAGAUAAAAAUACAUAUAAAAUAUUUACUUUAAGGACUUUAAUAAAUAUAUAGAUAUUAGUUCACAUAAUAUAAUUUAAAAGUAUGCAUUAAUGUGUCUGUAAUAGAAUAAACGUGGCAAAAACUAAUGUAAACAUGAAUAAAUGCAUUUCUAUAGCUUAAGAAAAGGUAUUUACAAUGAUGGGGGAAUGCCAAGAUGGAGGAGCGGUUGCUUCAAAACAGCACCCCCUGUCUGUCAUCAAGUGAAAAUCAUUGUUCCUGGCAUUGGCACAGUACAAUUAAUAUGGCCGCCGGUCCACGCAUCACGGAGCAUUGACUUGAAUGGGAAUGUCUGUCUAGUUAUUCUAUUUCUAUUGAUGAUCCACUCUCUUCUUUUAUUAUUUUAAUAGAUCUUCCUCUGGAUAGGCAACGAGGCCAAUGAAGUGGAGCGUACCGGAUCAUCAAAAAUUGGUAUGAUUGAUUAAUAAUCUGGAUUUAUUGGCCAUUGUUCAUACAUACAAGUGUCAAUCUAUGUGACUUAAUGUAGAGCUUUCUUCCUGUCUUUCAGCCAAAGACUAUGUGGAUUCGGACCCCUCUGGUCGCCGGGGCAUUGCCAUCACCACGAUCAAGCAGGGAAUGGAACCGCCAACCUUCACUGGCUGGUUCCAGGCCUGGGACCCCAAGAUGUGGGAAACAGACCCCCUGGAGCGUAUCCGUGCCCGCUUUUAA
Messenger RNA from Coregonus sp. 'balchen', 12398 nucleotides. The record is from the annotation of a GenBank genome assembly. NCBI's taxonomy places the organism in Eukaryota, Metazoa, Chordata, Actinopteri, Salmoniformes, Salmonidae.